Messenger RNA from Drosophila kikkawai, 1039 nucleotides. RefSeq names its product GID complex subunit 8 homolog protein Houki (gene Hou). Gene Ontology annotation, cellular component: nucleus; cytoplasm. Lineage: Eukaryota; Metazoa; Arthropoda; Insecta; Diptera; Drosophilidae. The record is from RefSeq and is a predicted model, not a curated record. Gene Ontology annotation, molecular function: protein binding.
UGCACCAAAUGCGAUUUUCUUUUGUUUAGCGGCUGUGCUUGUGUAUGUGUGUGCGUGUGUGCGUGAGAAAAUUGAAAGAAAAGAUUCCCAGCGUCAUCAGGUGUAAACAUUAAACAUCCAAAGUAAAGCAAACCCCCGAGACGAGGACCAGCAACAGGAGCUCAGCUUUCGGUAGGCAGACGGAACCCGAGAAACGGCCUCAAGAUUGGCAAGAUACGCAAGAACAAGAAAAUGAGCUACAACGAGAAGUCGGAGGCCAUUAGCAAGGAGGAGUGGCUGCAGCGCCUCGAGCAGUUCCCCUUCAAGCAGGCGGACAUGAAUCGCCUCAUCAUGAACUACUUGGUCACAGAGGGUUUCAAGGAGGCCGCCGAAAAGUUCCAACAUGAGGCCGACCUGGAGCCAAGCGUUGAGCUCAGCAGUUUGGAUGAGCGCAUCCUCAUCCGUGAGGCCGUGCAGGCGGGCCGCGUUGAAGAGGCCAUCCAGCUGGUGAACCAACUGCAUCCCGAGCUGUUUGGCAGCAAUCGCUACCUGUUCUUUCACCUUCAGCAGCUGCAGCUCAUCGAGCUAAUACGCGCCGGCAAGGUUGAGGAGGCAUUGGCCUUUGCCCAGACCAAGCUAUCCGAGUCCGGUGAGCAGGCCAUGUUCGAGCUGGAGCGCACUUUGGCGCUGCUGGCCUUUGAGAAGCCACAGGAGAGCCCCUUUGCCGAUCUGCUGGAGCAGUCGUAUCGCCAAAAGAUUGCCAGCGAACUGAACUCGGCCAUUCUGCGCUGCGAGCACAGUGAGGACUCCACGCCCAAGAUGAUGUUCCUGCUCAAGUUGAUACUGUGGGCACAGUCCAAGCUGGAUAGCCGCUCCAUUAGUUAUCCCAAAAUGAAGAACCUAGAAACGGCGCAUCUGGAGCCCAAAUAGAAAGGAAAGGAAUAACCCCCUCCCUUUGACUUCUUUUGCUAUUGCUAUUGCUAUCUCUUUUUAAUGUAAUGUAUGUAAUGCUGGAUAGGAUGUACGCUGAGAAUUAUUAAAUAAGUAGCCGGAACACACA